AUGUCUUGUGCCGAGUGGAAAUUGAGGGUCAUCGCGGACACUGUAGAUACCUUUCAUGGCUGGAGCGUCAGAGACUCUUGGCGCAGAGAAGAUGAGAAUUGGUCGAAGAUGGUCAAUCAGGAUGGCAACCAUUCAUACUCCUUUCCUAAACUUGGUCAGUCGGUUUAUCUUGAUGACAAGUCCAAAAGCCUUGAAAAGCCCGUCAUUUGCCAGGACAUCUAUUGGGCUCAAGAUGGGACGUCUGUCGUCACGGUUCAUGACGACUAUGGAAUCCGACAGUAUUUGGUGCCGGAAUGCGGGACGAACGAGGAAAAGAGGGAUCUAAUUCCUUUCACCAGGGUUUUCAAAAAUCAGUCGAUAGUCGCCAGCCGCGCCCACCCUAGAUAUUCUCUUUUCAAUGGUUCAGAACGUUUCAAUAUCAUACUGCUCUCGCAAAGAGGUGUCCCGUUGCAGCUAUAUCCAUUGUCACUGGAGGCGAGUUCUUUCGGAUCCAUGCGCAGCUUUGAUGUGACAAAUCCCGUCAACGGGCGUUUCCAGGUUGCGCACGCCAUCGAUUUCGACUGUGGGAACAACUUCCUUGCGGGAUUCGACAGAAACCGAGUGUCGGUGUACGACAUCAAUCGGUGCGACCCGGUGUGGACUGCUCAGCCGUCCAAAAGACAAUGUGGAUCUUCUUUCCAAAGACAUAUUGUGUCUUGCUUCGAUCUGCAAGCGAGUCAGUCGUGCUUGGACAAUACCACAAGGUAUUUCGGUACCUAUAAAGGUGAGCUUCAUGCGAUUGACCAGCGCAGAAAUAAUACACAACUUCUUUACCGUUCAGAUUCCGGAAAUGGUUUCAUUCAAGUCCUCAAGAGUGCCAAUGGACGCUUUCUUUAUGGCAUAAAACGCAAUAGCAAUAUCAUAGAUGUCUUAGAUGUGCGCCAAACUCAUCAGAAGAUAAACGAACUUGAGCUUCCAUUUAAAAUGCGAACUCAAAAAUUCAAAGGUAAUCUUAGCGCAACCACAGGCCUCACCAUGGGAACAGAUCGUGGAUAUGUCGUUAACUGGUCAAGUGAUUUUGUCGAAUUCGGAGGCAUUGAUAGAACCUGUAGCGGGCAUUCUAAUGUGCAGCGAUUCUCUGGUGAUCUCGUCGGUUGGGACCGUGACAUGCCAUAUGGUCCCUCACGGUUUAAUCUGAUUCAAGAAAGUCCUGCUGAAGCAGGUCUUUUCAUGAUGUCAUACUCGCCUGAUAAGUUUUCUGAACAGGCGCAGGACGCUCAAUCUGGCAUCAGCCUUGCAUGUCUAUAA
Torulaspora globosa is the source of this 1287-nucleotide messenger RNA. RefSeq names its product Swt21p (gene SWT21). Bases 1 to 1287 code for a protein of 428 amino acids. NCBI's taxonomy places the organism in Eukaryota, Fungi, Ascomycota, Saccharomycetes, Saccharomycetales, Saccharomycetaceae. Gene Ontology annotation, molecular function: protein binding. The record is from RefSeq and is a predicted model, not a curated record. The transcript has a single exon.